Molecule: messenger RNA, 1464 nt
Organism: Ipomoea nil (Japanese morning glory)
Lineage: Eukaryota; Viridiplantae; Streptophyta; Magnoliopsida; Solanales; Convolvulaceae
Product: chalcone synthase A
Exons: 2
Coding region: 82-1263 (393 amino acids)
Biological process (GO): polyketide biosynthetic process
Molecular function (GO): acyltransferase activity, transferring groups other than amino-acyl groups
Source: RefSeq, a predicted model, not a curated record
AACGUUGGCAAAUGGCAGGCAGCUAGCCAUUAUCAUUCAUGCGAAGCACAUUUCUCACUAAACAGUGAAGCCUUAACAAAAAUGUCUACUAUCCUCACUAAUACCUGGACCCGUAGGGAAAAGAGGAUCGAAGGACAUGCCAAAAUCUUGGCGAUAGGAACCGCAAUUCCGGCGAAUUGGGUUGACCAAACCACCUAUCCAGACUUUUAUUUUCGCAUCACAAAUAGUGAACACUUGCUGGAACAUAAAGAAAAGUUUAGACGCAUCUGCAACAAGAGCAAGAUUAGGAAACGUCACCUGGUUAUAACAGAAGAAUUAUUGAAGAAAAAUCCCAACUUGUGCACAUACAACGAAGCUUCACUUAACACCAGGCAAGACAUUUUGGUGUCGGAAGUUCCAAAGCUGGGCAAAGAAGCUGCCAUGAAGGCUAUAAAGGAAUGGGGUCGCCCCAUUUCUGAAAUAACCCAUUUAGUGUUCUGUACCUCCAGCGGCGUUGACAUGCCCGGUGCAGAUUUCCAACUCGCAAAGCUACUGGGCCUUAGCUCGUCCGUGAACCGCUUAAUGAUGUACCAGCAAGGUUGUAACGCCGGCGCCGCCAUGCUCCGGCUAGCCAAAGAUCUCGCCGAGAAUAAUAAAGGUGGUCGCGUUCUGGUGGUGUGCUCGGAAGUUAUGUUAAAUGUAUUUCGUGGGCCAAGUCUAGAACAAGAAGAUAAUCUUUUGGCGCAAUGUUUAUUCGGCGAUGGCUCGGCCGCCGUGAUUGUUGGGACAGAGCCGAGGCCCGGUCUUGAAACUCCAUUGUUUGAGUUGGUCUCUGCCGCACAAACAACCAUUCCCGACACUGAUUCUCACCUUAAACUGCACUUGCGAGAGAUGGGGCUUACAUUCCAUUGUAGCAAGGCUGUCCCUUCUCUCAUUACCCAAAAUGUGGAGGAUUGUUUGGUGAAGGCGUUCGAGCCGUUUGGAAUCUCGGAUUGGAAUUCAAUUUUCUGGAUUUUGCACCCUGGUGGCAUUGCCAUUCUGGAUCGCGUGGAAGAGAAAUUAGGGCUGGAGCCCGAGAAGUUGCGAGCGUCAAAGGACGUUCUUUCGGAGUAUGGGAAUUUAACAAGCGCAUGUGUGUUGUUCAUAUUAGAUGAGAUGAGAAAGAAAUCCAAGAAAGAUGAAGAGAUGACUACUGGGGAGGGAUUGGAAUGGGGCGUGGUUUUCGGGUUUGGACCUGGACUUACCAUUGAUACUGUUGUCAUUCGUAGUGUGCCCACAAAUUAGCUAGCUAGUAAUUAAGGAUCGGAGUAAUUUUUAAACAAUUCAUGCAUACAAUAAAACAUUAUUAAGAGUGUUGUUUAAUUGUCAUUAUAUUAGAGGAAAUCCGGCCUACUGUUUACCAUGUAUGUUCUAUUGUUACUACAUGCAUGUUAUCUACUAUAAAUAUAAAUUAUGCUUUCUAUCAAUAAAAAUUGUGAAAUGUGA